Plodia interpunctella (Indianmeal moth) is the source of this 1778-nucleotide messenger RNA. RefSeq names its product leucine-rich repeat-containing protein 71-like. Lineage: Eukaryota; Metazoa; Arthropoda; Insecta; Lepidoptera; Pyralidae. The transcript has 2 exons. The record is from RefSeq and is a predicted model, not a curated record. The coding region runs from base 165 to 1667 and encodes 500 amino acids. Gene Ontology annotation, molecular function: protein binding.
AUCAUGAUAAUUUUUGUGUAGAGUUUUGUUAGGCUUUUUCUUACGGUUUUCUUAGUACAUUUUACGAGUUUUAUAUAGUUAACAUUUACAGAAACAUUUUUGUGAAUGUUUAUUUUAUAAAUUAUUAUAUUUUUGUAACUAAGUGUUAUUGUAAAGCAAAAACGAUGAAGACCACGGCUUCUAUGAGGUCCCUUGCGUCCAGAUCGAGGAAGUCUAUUGUAACAGGUGUUUCUGUUAGGUACGGACGUGUCUACGAGAAGGUCCAAGAAUUUGAAACGUGGUUCCCGACCAUUUGCCGCAAGUACGGCUUACUGCAAACGGUAUCAGUGAAAAAAGAAUAUGCGCGUGAUGACUAUAUCAAACAUCUCCAAAUGAAAGGAAAACCUAAGGAAGGUCGAAGUCGUUCUCAGUCUAUAACCUCCAGAGUUACAAAUGCUACUGUAAUAGACGACAAAGAAACAGCCACUACAGGUUCCACAGAACGAACUAACAUCUUGGAGGACGACACUAUCCUUUUAACUGUAGUUUACGACAACUCUGAACGGUUUAUUGAAAUAGACCUUAUUAAAUUAGACGAUGUACCCCGAGAACUUAUAAAACUUAUAGGAUUUAUUGCCAAAUUUUACCAUACAUUAAAAAAAAUUAAAGUACAAUUUUGUACAAUCAACGAUUAUACAGUUUACGAAUUAUCAAAAUUAAUCUGCCUAUCGACCCUCUGUGAAGUUGAUCUUGAUGGUUCAGCACUCGCGACAGGCAAUUACGGGAUUUUGUUCGACAGCGGUCGUUUAAACAGUAUCUCCUUAAGUAAAUGCUGUAUAAACGAUGUGGUAGUUGAAGAAAUAGCACGAAAGUUAUGUUUCGGAGGUAUAGCUGAGAGCAAUCUUUAUACUUUAAAUCUAUCGACAAACCGCAUAACGGACGUCGGAGCAAAAUAUCUAAGCAUAGCUCUGCGAACCAAUAGAACUUUGCGGUAUUUGAAUCUAGCAGACAACCGCAUCACAGACGAAGGGGCAUGCAGCAUAUUGGACGUUUUUAAAGAAUUUCAAUUAACCAGUGAAGAAAUUGUGCAAAAGAGUCAACGUUACAUGACGUACGAAAGACAAAGGCUAGCAAUUUAUUACAAAUAUUUAGCAACUUAUACCAAUCGCAAUGACGAUGAAAACAGCAAAGAUAGAUCAAGCGAUAGAAGGAAAUCAAUGGCAGCGCGUAGAAGUAGCAAAUCACAAAAAAGUAGUCCCAAAUCAUUCACCUUGGAAGACUAUAAAAAUAAAGCAGAGUGCUUGGCGGGCGAAAUGAUGGGACCAUUCCGCGACCCGUACCAAUCUAAUCUUUUAAGUGUCAGGGAUAGCAAAUAUUAUUGCAUUGGAAACAUGGCGCUGUGUUUUUUAAAUUUGUCUUUCAAUAAUUUGGCUUACCCCAGUGUACAAAGGUUGCUCAACGUUUUGCAAUACCAGAGAGACUCGAAGCGUUUAGGUCAGACUGGUUUAAUUAGAGUCAUUAUAAGAGGCAAUAAUUUACCAAUAUCAUGUGUAGAAUAUGCAAAAAUUGAUGAUCUUUUGACUAAAUGCAUGAUGUCCUUGGGAGGUAAAGCGUUUUCAGAAAGAAGAAAGAGUAGAGCCUCCAGGAUUUCUGUCAUGCCAGAAAAAAUGUUAUUGCUUCCACGUUAACUAAAUACCAAGCAACAUCUAGGCACCACCACAACAUAUAUAUAACAUUGUCUUGCGAAUUACCCUCAGUUCAUUUUCGUGAUAAUAGUUUAAUAAAUAGUAGUACAAGAA